This is a messenger RNA of Chaetomium fimeti, 1601 nucleotides long. RefSeq names its product D123-domain-containing protein. The transcript has 2 exons. Gene Ontology annotation, cellular component: cytoplasm. NCBI's taxonomy places the organism in Eukaryota, Fungi, Ascomycota, Sordariomycetes, Sordariales, Chaetomiaceae. The record is from RefSeq and is a predicted model, not a curated record. The coding region runs from base 93 to 1433 and encodes 446 amino acids.
UCCAUCCUCGAUACCGAUCAGACCCUUCAAACCCCUCCAAACCCCUCCAACUUGACCCCUCCAUCCUCACCCCUCCAAACUCGCACCACACCAUGCCCGCCAUCGAAUCAACGGCAUCGCUCGGUGUUGCAGACGGGGAACUACCAUUUCCACCCGUUGCAAGAGACCACAUCCUACAUUGUUCCUACGGCUACUGGUUUCCGAAAUACCGCACCUCCUGCAUCCGCUCUCGCAUCAUCCCCUUGACCCCCGACUUCGCCGCUUGGUUGCACGAGGACGGUAUCAUCCUCGCAGACGAGGGCGACAAGAAGAGCAAUGACGAUGACACAACGACAUCCGACAACGACGACGAUGACUGGGAGCCCUCCUUUGCUACCUCCUCGUACCCACCACCACCCCGCGAUGACAACGACGUCUCUGAUUCCGACUCGGAAACCGACGAACACCAACCAGCGCGUCAACCACCAGACGUACGCUUCCCCGCCCUUCACGCCGAGAUAACCUCCGCCAUCAGCGCCCUGGGCGGCGCCGUAGCUCCCAAACUCAACUGGUCCUCCCCCAAGGACGCCACCUGGAUCUCACGCCACCCCAACACCAUGAAAUGCACCUCGGCCAACGACGUCUACAUCCUCCUAAAAUCCUCCUCCUUCAUCUCGCACGACCUAGACCACGCCUUCGACGACACCGUCCCCGCACCCUCCCCCUCCACCACCACCCCAAACAACACCACCAGCAACCACCACCCCGAUUUCAAACCCGUCCUCGUCCUCCGCACCUUCUUCAACCCCCUCCCAUCCCUCGAAUUCCGCUGCUUCGUCAAGGCCCGCACCCUCAUCGCCAUCAGCCAGCGCGACCUGAACUACUACGCCUUUUUGGACGCGCUGCGGCCCCAGAUCGCCCAGCGCGCGCAGGAGCUCUUCCGCAAGAUGCGCUUCACCUUCCCCGACGGCAACUUCGUCUUCGACGUGUACAUCCCCGAGGCCGAUUAUGAUGAUGAUGGCGACGACGGCCAGCAGGCGUGGGGCGAGCGCAAGGUGCUCGGCCGGGCGCGCCUCAUCGACGUUAAUCCGUGGGCGCCGCGGACGGAUACGCUGUUGUUUGAUUGGGGGGAGUUGCUGGGGCGGGAGGUGGCGCGGCCGUUGUUGGGGUCGGUGGAGGGGAUGCAAGAGGAGGAUGAGGAGGAGGAAGAGGAGGGGGAUGAGGGGAGUUUGGCGACGGAUGAGGAUGACGAGGAGGAGAACGCGGAGGAGGAGCAGCAGCCCGAGGUGAGGCUGGUGGAGCACGACGAUCCGGCGGCGUACAACUUCAGCUCGCCGCAGUAUUCAGCGCACAAGCUGCCCAAGGAUGUGGUGGAUGCGAGUUUGGCUGGGCAAGGCGGGAUCAGGGAGUUUGCACAGCGGUGGCAGAGGAUCACCGAGGGCAGGGAGAGGUAGCGAGGCGGGGCUGGGUAGAAAAAACAAUGGCGUAAUGGUUACCCCCGUUUUUUCCCCUUCUACUCGGACGGCGGAAUCAGGGACAGUAAACAAAACGUACAGGGAAAUAAAAAACCUAGACAGCGGGAGAUGAGUACAUACAGCCCCUUCAAUACGAGAUAGAUAUAA